AUGGCACCACCAGUUUAUGGAGAUCUCGGCAAACAGGCCAGAGAUCUGUUCGCCAAAAACUAUCGUAAGCACAGCUCUGUCUUUCGCGUCCGAUUCAGACCUCACCGUAGAUCACAAGACACAGACAUUACCACCGCAUCCACCGAUCCCUACCAUUCAUACACACCAUUCAUAUGUAAUGUUUGUCUGACUCUUAUAGACUUUGGACUCAUAAAGUUGGACGUGAAGACAAAAACGCCGGCGGGAGUGGAGUUCACAGUCAACGGCACCUCCAAUAACGACACGGGAAGAGUGAACGCCUCUCUCGAGACGAAGUACUACUUCCGUGACUGGGGUUUCACACUGAAGGAGAAGUGGAACACCGAUAACACGUUGGCCACCGAAUUGUCGGUCGAGGAUCAGCUGAUCAAAGGCUCAAAGCUAGCGUUCAGCGCCAACUUCGCGCCCCAAAGCGGCAAAAAGGCCGGUACUCUGAAGUCGUCGCUGAAGGCCGACCACUUCAACGCCAACGCAGACAUCGACUUCGACUACGGCGGCGCUCUCUUCCACGGAUCAGCUGUUUUAGGACAUCAGGGAUGGCUGGCCGGAGCGCAGCUGUCAUUCGACCCCCAACAGAGCAAACUGACCAAAACAAACUUCGCGGUCGGCUAUCAGGCCGGGGAAUUCGUUCUCCACACCAAUGUGAACGACGGACAAGAAUUCACGGGUUCGGUGUACCAGAAAGUGAACAGUCAGUUGGAGUCGGGCAUAAACCUCGCCUGGACUUCAGGCAAUAACACCACUCGUUUCGGUUUGGGAUGUAUUUAUAAAUUAGAUUCCGAUUCCAACAUCAAAGCUAAAGUAAACAACGCGAGUCAGAUCGGACUGGCCUUCACUCAUAGACUACGGCCGGGCAUAGCGUUGACACUGAGCGCUAUGAUUGACGGCAAGAACUUCAAUCAGGGCGGACACAAACUCGGAAUGGGCUUUGAUUUGGAGGCUUAG
This is a messenger RNA of Medioppia subpectinata, 984 nucleotides long. The record is from the annotation of a GenBank genome assembly. NCBI's taxonomy places the organism in Eukaryota, Metazoa, Arthropoda, Arachnida, Sarcoptiformes, Oppiidae.